Messenger RNA from Gigantopelta aegis, 12159 nucleotides. RefSeq names its product B-box type zinc finger protein ncl-1-like. The record is from RefSeq and is a predicted model, not a curated record. NCBI's taxonomy places the organism in Eukaryota, Metazoa, Mollusca, Gastropoda, Neomphalida, Peltospiridae. The transcript has 13 exons. Gene Ontology annotation, biological process: positive regulation of DNA-templated transcription. Gene Ontology annotation, molecular function: zinc ion binding; protein binding; ubiquitin-protein transferase activity. Gene Ontology annotation, cellular component: nucleoplasm; chromatin. The coding region runs from base 261 to 3041 and encodes 926 amino acids.
UGAACCUACAAAAUACGUCCGGUGUACAUAAAGUCAGGCUCGUUGCGUAUUAAUGUUGUUAUUUAUACAAAUGCGAACGCCUGGAAAAUGUUAAUCUGUUGCACUAUUGUCAAUGGGCGGCUCAUGACCUGAAUACAUUGUCGUCUGCUACUGGCGACCGGCAGCAGAUGUCCGAGAUGACGAACUGUUGAAACUGGUACACGCAGCUCUCUUCUAGACUACAAAUAAUUUACAGAACACCUAAGUUAAGUAUGUAAGUGAUGGCCUCUGAAGAAGUAUCGCCCAAGGUGUCGCCGACUUCAUCUCCAUUGCAUUCCUCACCACUGCCUGGAGAUGAAAAGCAUCAGUGUGCAAUUUGUUCAGAAAAGCUGAAACAACCCAAGGUUCUCAGUUGUCUGCACGUGUUUUGCCAGGAAUGUCUCGAAAAGCAGUUGAGUGAAAAUAAGGGAGAAGAAUCCACACAGUCCGUGACACCACCACCUCAAGUGAUAAAAUGUCCAACAUGCGAACAAGAAACAAGACUUUCUUUCAAGGGGGUCAUUGCAGACCUCCCUUCAGAACACAUCAUAUCAGAUAUGCUCAAUGUGUCUGUCAUCGAAGACAUGCAGAUCGUUUGCACAAGCUGCAAAGCAAAGGAGAAAGCUGUAGCUAGAUGUACUGAUUGCGCCAAUUUCCUUUGCCCCAACUGUGUUACAGCACAUCAGUUUAUGAGAUGUUUUGAAAAUCAUAAGGUUGUAUCGUUUGAAGAUAUGCAAAAUGGGGAAGGUGUUAAAAUGCACAAACCUAUAUUCUGUGACCUGCAUCCAGCAGAAAACAUCAAAUUAUUCUGUAACACUUGUCAGGUUGCAAUUUGUAAUGAAUGCAUCGUGGCAGAUCACCGCCAACCUGAGCACAUGCAUGAAAAGGUGGAGGAUGUAGAAGAUGAAGUUAAGGAGGAACUAAAAACCCUCAUUUCUGAAUGCAAGAGUAAAAUAACCUUCUGCCAAGAGGCCACAACCAUAUUGGAAAACGCUUUGUCCGAUUUACAGACUCAGCGUGACAAUGCUAAAGGCCUGAUUCAGGAAACAUUCCAAAGCUAUAAAGCCAUCCUGGAAAAGAAAAAGGAUGAAAUCCUUGAAGAACUCGAGGAAACGCACUCACAUCAAGAACUGACUAUCAUGGAAAUGUUCCACAACGUUGGGAAAACUGUGGAAAAAAUGGAAGAUGGUUGCGACUUUACAUCGCAUGUUCUUGUAAAUGGCAACAGUCUUCAGAUUGUUCUUCUGAAGAAGCUUAUCUCAACACAGCUUUUAUCUCUGAUCAACAACACACCUAAGCUAGAUGUAGCCAUCAAUAUUGAGUUUAAGACCGAUUCAAAUGUAUUCACUGAAGCUGUGGGCAAGACAUUUGGUUCCUUGGUCAAAGAAGAUCCAAAGGUUGAGGCUAGCAUGUCUUUACAUUCAUCAUUUGAAAAUGAAGGAUUCAUAUUGUCACAUGGAGUCCUCAGCCCUGGCCAUCCUAUAUUGCCACCAGUUCACUUGCCGGAGUUCAUGUCAACGAUGAGGGCAAUUACUCCUGUCUCAAUUAAUGGCAGUAUAGGAAAUAUUAUGUCACUAGCCAGCAUACCACCUCCAUCCUCCAUAGCCAGUUCGAUUGCUGCUAAUUUGCCACCACUUCCUGAAGGAGCAAAUUUGUCGAGUAAUUCUCACAGUCCUGUGAAUUCUGAUAGUGGCAUAUCUGUGGAUGCUGGCAGCACUGGAAGUAACCAGGGUAAUGCGAUGAUGAGCAUGAACAUAGCUGCAUUGGCAAAAUUAGGCGCUGUUGGAUUCAACAGCCAAGGCCAGGUGACCCUAAAUGGUCAGGUGGUUCAGGGUUUGAAUUUGAGCAGCAUCCCUCCACCCAUUUCUUCAGCCCCCAACAGCAGGACGACUACACCUAACAUGUUGCAGCAGGAGUCUGGACUGACGAGUAUGCUGAAUGUGAACACGUCGACCUCACGCAGUCAGAAUCCAAACCUCGAGUCACUGGCAAACCUAUUCAGCAGUCAGGCCACUCCACCCAUCAAUGGAGUAGGCAAUCCAUUGCUUGGCAUGGGCACGUUUGGUAAUCUGAACAACCUUGAUAACAUCAGUAGUCUGGACAUGAUCAGCCCAUCAGGAGACAGUGAAAUCUCCACAUUUGACCCUUCAAGUGUUAAUCAGCCUUUCCCUCCAGUGCGUCGUGCAAACAAAAUGAGUGCCAUGCAGAUAAGGUGUAAAUUUGGACAACUGGGUCCUGGUAAAGGACAGUUCAAUUCGCCACAUGGCUUUUGUCUUGGAUUGGAUGAAGAUAUAAUUGUUGCUGACACCAAUAAUCAUCGCAUACAAGUGUUUGAAAAGACUGGAGAAUUCAAGUAUCAGUUUGGCAUACCAGGUCGGGAGGAAGGGCAGCUGUGGUAUCCAAGAAAAGUGGCUGUAAUGAGAAGUAGUGGAAAGUUUGUUGUCUGUGACCGGGGAAAUGAGCGCUCACGCAUGCAGAUUUUUACCAAGAAUGGUCAUUUUAUCAAGAAAAUAGCAAUCCGCUAUAUUGAUAUUGUUGCUGGACUGGCAAUUACUCAGCAAGGUCAUGUUGUUGCUGUUGACAGUGUGUCGCCUACUGUGUUUUGUAUUGCCGAGUCCGGAGACCUCAUCAAAUGGUUUGACUGCAGUGACUACAUGCGAGAGCCUUCUGAUAUUGCUGUCAGUGGAAAAGAGUAUUUUGUUUGUGAUUUCAAGGGCCACUGCGUUGUAGUUUUCAAUGAAGAUGGGCAGUUUGCACGCCGAAUUGGUUGUGAAAACAUCACAAAUUAUCCCAAUGGUAUCGAUAUCAGUGAUGCAGGCGAUGUCCUUAUUGGCGAUAGCCAUGGCAACAGGUUUCACGUUGCCGUUUUCCAGCGAGAUGGAUCACUCAUAGGUGAAUUUCAGUGCCCAUAUGUGAAAGUGAGUCGCUGCUGUGGUUUGAAGAUCACAUCGGAGGGCUACAUUGUCACCCUUGCCAAGAAUAAUCACCACGUGCUGGUACUGAACACUUUAUAUAUCACUUAACUCAUGUGCCAAUGUUACCUCCUUACUGAGGGCUUUUAUUAUUGGAUCCCUUAACUUCCUUUAGUUUAUAUUAUAAUUAUGUUUACAGUUUACCCUUGUAUUGUUAAUAUAUAUUUUUUGUCACAUGAUUAUACUAAAUGCAAAGUGAUGAUUGACAUUGGUAAUCUCGCUGUUGACAUGAGUUAGCUUUUUGAAGCACUAUAUAUAUAAAUACAUAUAUAUGAUUAUAUAUUAUACAUAAGUAUACUUAUACUAUGUAGUCAGAUUGUUAACAGUUUCCAGAUUUUAUUAUCACCAUCUGACAGUGGGUGGGUUGCAGUGUAACCAUAAUAAGUUGUGGUCUCCAAUUGCCAAUCCAUAUAUACAUAUGCAAAUUUGCUUAUUUCUAGUCACAUAUACUCAGUCUUAACAUGACCAUAUUUUUUUUCUUAGUUUAUAUUCAGAAUUUGUUUAGUUUUUUGUUUUUUUUUAAAUUAUAAUUUUUAUAAUUUUUUUCUUUUAGCUGUGCCUUAAGGGAUUAUUAUUAUAACUUUUUUUUUCUGUGUUCAUAGUUUGAGAAGCUUUACAUAAAAAAUAAUAGUAUAUUUUCUGGUGAUGUUGACCAAUACUGUGUUAGUUGUAUUACUUUAAUUAUUUGUCACUUUUUAGCAGUUAUUUGCAUAUGCUAUUAUUUAGAAGCGAAAAUUGCUCAUGCGACAUGCAUUUGUAUACAAGACCAUUUAAUACUUCUACCCACCAUACUUAUAUAGUGUAUGCAUCUAAUCAAAAAAUUGUUGAUUAUUUACUGUUAAUUUUUCAUAUAUAUUAGUUAUACGAUUGAGUAACCUUAGGGCUCUUAAGGAGAACGGAAGACUGUGAAUAUUUAGUUUUUCAAAGGUAUUCCAGAAUUAUAUUUUAUCCAGCAAAUUUUUUGAGUGCAGUUUAAUGAUGGAGAAAGUGCUGCUCCCUUUUGAGCACAUUUUCACUACCACAUAUUUAGUCUUUGAGGUUACGUGUUACAAGCCUUUUCAGAGACAAUAAUCUAGUUUUAGAAUCACAACGACUUUUUUUCAUUCACUUUAACAGUGUUCAUGUUCUUUCAAUUCCAGUUUUGAAUUUAACUUGUAAUAUUUCAAGAAAGUUUAAUUUUGAGAUGUUUUAUUAUUGCCAACUUUAAAUUUUUUGAAAUGUUUGCAUUUAGUGUUUGGAAAUUAAUUUUGUCGUUUAUCGAUUUACUUUUGAAAAUAAUUUUUGUGAGAUGGAUGCCAGAUUAGAAGUUUUCAUCUAGAUAUGUUAAGAUACAGGUUAAAAAAAUUCUGUUAUCUAUUACAACUCCUGAUGUGUUUGUUUCUGGUAAUUUAAUCUGCAUAUGAAAUGCUUUUUGGGGAAAUACAUUUAUACAAAAUAGGAAGUUACUACAAUAGAUGGUAAAAACACAAUAAUGUUUUAUCGGAUAAAGCAUUUAGGGAAUUGUAUGGGGUUUUUUUCACCUGAAGUCAUAAUUGAAUAAAACAAUAUAUAUAUAUAUAUAUAUAUAUAUAUAUUAUUUCUGACAUUUAACAGAAACUUGCAGUUGUUUCUUUUGUUAAAGAAAUAUAUAUAUUGGUUGCAAGGCAAACAUUUAAGAUAUCAAAGAAGUGUCUAAAUGUCUUCACAAUAGUAUAAUCUCAAUAUACUCGUCAUGAAAUUUGUUUAACAUUCAGUUGUAUGUUUAAAGAAACCAUAUGUGAUGUGAGAUUUUUUAUGUUAAGAGUGGUUAUGGAUUUGGUUAUUUUGGCAACAGAUUAUUUUUUAUCAUCCAAUUCAUACAAAAAUAUCUACUGCCUUAUUUGCUAUAUAAUUGCCAGAAACAAACCAUCUUGGAGUUAAUAAAUUUACAACACUUGCAUUUGUUAUGAAGGAUCCAUAUUUAUUGGUUUAGUAGCAUAUUUAGGACUUAAUUAUCAAAUUAUGUUUAGUUAGUCUGUCAAAAAAUUACCUGUACUCACUACAUGGAAUUCAGAUAUUUAUUGUGUGUAUGUACUUAGCAACACUGCACUGAACAAUAUGGUUUCUUCGUGUCAAAUGUAUGUGUUGUAAGAUAUUUGAUUGAGGUCAAACCAGUUAUUGUUGAUGGCUAAUUUUGAGUGUUGUUACGUUACUAAGACAGUUUUUUGGGGGAGUCCUUCUCCCACUGCACACAACAUGCUGGAGCCAGGGAAUUGUUAUACGUAUAUCAUUUUUGGUGCUCUAACUGUAUGUAUUGCUAUUAAAGCUUUUAGUUUAAUUAUUAUGCGAUAAUGUUUUAUUUUGUUUGUGAUUGACAACUUACCAUUAAGGGAAGAAAACAAACGUUUUGACAAUAGUGUGGACAAUAGAACGGGCCUGUAUUAACAUUUAAGUUAUUAUUUUUGUUUUUGGUUUUAACAUAUCUUUGAAAGGGGUAUUCAGGCGACAUUUUAGUGGCAAAUUAAAGAUAUUAAUAUGUUUAGUGGUUGUUUUGACCAAAGAACCAACACACAGCUAGUGCUGUUGUCCACAUACGGUAUAGUUGUGCACUACUUUACAAGUUGCCUGUCCAGUAUUUAGCACAGUCAUUUUAACCCUUUGGUGGUAGGUUAAGAACUGUGGACAAUAGGCGUUUCUUUUAUUUGGUAUUAUUCUGUAUUAUUUUUGAAAAACUUUUCUAUUAAUUACACUUUUCAUAUACAAUUAUAUAUAUAUAUAUACAUGUAUAUUUAAUUGAUGUUUUGCAAUGUUAUUUUUCCUAAAAUUCUGCUAAUGUUUUGAUUAUUUGCCAAUAUGUUGAUUUAAAAAAAUAAAUAUGCAGCAAUGCCCAAUAAUUCUGUUUUAAUACUUACAUUGUACAUGCACUAGCCAUGUUGUAUUAUUCCAAUAUCCGGUUUGGGCCUCUAUCAAUAAUAGUUUUUCACUGAUUAAUGUUUUACAAUGUUUGAAGAGAUUCUCAGUUUUGAUGUUGAUAUAUAUUAAUAUUUUAUUGAAAACGUUUGGGCUGCUUUGUUCCAGUUAGCACUGAAUGUUGACUUUCUGGGGUUUUUUCUAUUGAAAAAAAUGAUUAUUAUUUUUUUUGUUUUGAUUUGAAGCAUGUGCUUUUUUAUUUUUUGCCAUUCCCUAGUUUAUGUUAAUAUUUUUUGGAAAAUCACAUUGCAAUGAUAUAUACAAUUAUUAAAGAGUAUAACAAGUGUAUUGUUAUUGUACACUUGUUCUACUUUGAAUAUGAAUUCCCUGAUGGCUGCACAGUGUUUGUUAUGCAAAUAAGGCUAUAUAUUAGUAGGUUUAAGCCUAUAGGGGUCGGGAAGUAAAGGACUUCAAGCACUUUGUUUUUCUUGUGAAAGUUGCACUUUCUAAACUUAAUAUUUUCAUAUUGGUGUUGACAAUUUGUGUGUUUUUUCAAUUUAUAUAUUAUUUAUUUUUCUUAUUUGUGUUCUAUAAAACUUAUUUUGUUGGAUUUUUUGGAGAGAAAUGUAAAGCCAAAAUACAGUACAUAUAUACACUUAAAGAAUAUUUUUUUACAGGUUAACAGGUUUCAUCUUGUUCAGUUGUUUUGACAAAACUAAUUUACUGUUGUCAAACAAGCUUAUAAACAUUUAGAUCCGUAUGUUUUUCCAGUGGAGAAAGAUUUGCAACAUGAGCUUAUUAUCUAUAAUUAGUAGCAUUCAGUUGGCAUGUAUAUUAUCUAUAUCUCAUAGCAGUUUGUUGACUUUAAAUUUUUAAAAGGCUAGUGACAGUUAGGUGCUAGGACUAUCUCUGAGUGGUCAGAAAAUGUCUCCACAUUCUCUCAAAAAGGCAAAACCCUUAGUUAUUUUCCAACAAAAUAUCAUCUGUUAAACACUAAUUUUUGUUAACAAAUUAAAAAAACAAAUUCGCCAAUUGUUCUUGACAUUCGCAGUUGGCGAAUAUGGCCGAGCUAGCCUGGGUGCAAUCAUUGAACCUGUUACAAAGAGUAAUAAUCAAUCUCUGCGUAUUGCUAUUAAAAUUUUCCAGUAGUUUGGAUUUAAACACAAACACUAAUCUGUUGCAUAUAUUGUCGUACUGUUUGCUUAACUAUAUUAACUUGCACAUGAAAUUAAACUGAAUGAUGCAUACCUUUAGUAAAUAUUCUAUAAGCUUGCUGCUAACUAUUUAAGUCCAGCUAUGACACCGAGUGAUCUCAUUACGCUAAUCAGGCUGUGCUGAACUACCACACAAACCAUUUUAACCAAUGUUGAAUAUUUUUAUACUCUUAAAUUUUCUACAUAUUCACAAUUACCUGUAAAUUGUAUUCUUAUAGGUUAGGUUGGGUUAACGUUUAGUUAAAAGUCCUACUUGCCUUUGUAAGGUUUGUAACUAUUGAAUCCCUACUGGAUGAUUUUUGUAUUUAGUAUGGAUGUUGAUGAAGUGAUAGUUAUCCACUGCACAAGCCCAGUCCCAGGUCACUUCCCUAUCCACUUCGUUAAAAGCUGUCUAGCACUUGUAUGGAUUUAAUUAUCUUUACAGGAUUCAGGAUAUAAUAUAAAGAGACAUCACACUUUGCCAUUUAGGUUUGGGAAGGGGUAUGAAGGUUUUGACUUAAUAGACUAUUAGAUAGAGGGUUUUUUUGUUGGUUUUUUUUAUUUCGACACCAAGACAUUGUAAAUCUGAACCUUUAAUGGACAGUUUAUUGACAUGACCUUUGAAAUAACAUUGUAGUGGCAAUUUUUGACAGUCUUUCGAUAAUGCAGACAGUUUCUUAAAAUGUGCCUUUUUUAAUUCCCAAAGUAAAAGGUUUGUAACUUUUGGCAGUUAUUUUAUAUAAGGACUACAUUUGUUAAAGUUCUUAGGUUGUCUUUUUAUUAAUAUAAAAUACAAUAUUAAAAUUUAGUAUCAUAACCAUGAUUAUAUUAAAAUUAUAUAUAGUUGAGUUAGUGGAAUAAUGGGUUUUCUUCUCUGGUUUUUAUGUGCAUCGACUGUAGCAUCAUUUGAGAUAGAAAUGUUUAACUGUUGCAAGUCCUGUUCAAAGCAUAGUUGACUUCAAGUGGGACAUUCUUGGGUUAACAAUAUUUAUUUAGUUGCACAUAUUUGUUCUAUUUAGUUGCACAUAAUCAUUCUAAACUCUGUGAACAAGAUGCAGAAUACAAUCGUUUUAACCUUAUUUCGACACAAUCUGUUUGUUUUAAAACGUCUGUGCCUAUAUAAUGUAGAUCAGUUUGUUGGUUCUUGCACUGAUAUCAGUAUUUCCAGUAUCCACCAUAAUGAUCUAUCUGAUAGAAAUUAUAUUUGUGAUAAAUAUUUUUGGACCUUUUUAUUAUUUUAAUGAAUAUUCAGUUUGCAAAACCUGACCACGUUAGUUGACAUUUUCACUAAUAUGUUUUUAUUAGUCCGGGGCCAUCCAUAAAGUACAUAUAUAUAUGCUGUCUGGGAUAUUUUAUUCCCUCUCCACCAGACACCUUCCGUAAAUUUAAUCUUUUCGCCCCUCCCCCAUGUACAGGUGUGCAUUGAUGUAUGCUGAAAAGUACAUUGGAUAUUAGGAGCUUAAAUUGCAUAUAUUUCACUCAAUAAUUUUAUGACAUUCAAGAAAUAAGUUAAAUCUGUUUUAUUGUUUUAAACAAAUUUAACAUAUGAUUGGGAUUUAAGAGUCUUUCUUCUAGAGUGGUAUUUAACUGGCUUUAUUUUAUAACAAUUGCAUAUAUACGUUCCUCCUCCAUACACUUCAUUUGUAAUACCUACCCCCAAACCCUCCCAUCCCCACCCCACCCCCUGGAUGUACACAUUUAAUGAAUAUCCCUCAAUAGUUUAAUUUCAGGGAUGAGGAUAAAAAUAAAUCUGAUGUCAAGAGCUGUUUCAAAAAAGAAUUGAUACCACCAUAGACAUUUAUUUAUUACAGUAUUUUUUAUUUCCAUUUACCAGGUAUAAAAAUUUAAAUGGUAAUGCAGAUAUCAUAAUUGCUUUUUGUCGAUGUAUGAUGUCAAAUACAAGUUUAAUAAUUAAAAAGAAGUUUUUUGUUUGUUUGUCUCUUCCUUAAAGGUUAACUUGAUAAAAUUAGCUAAGAACUAUACGUUUUAAUUUAUUUUACUGUAUGCUUUAUAUUACCAAUAAGAAGUAAAAAUUGUUAUGCCUACUUUUGCUUUCAUAUGAGCAAUGCAAAGCAACUUUAAAAUACCUAUGGUAAACGUGCCAAACUAUUCAAAAACAAGGAUGACAUUGUUAUUCAUACAUGACGUCUUUCUUUAUUGUUUUCAGUACAUCACUACACAGCUGCAUUCAGGGGAAAUUGUACAAAUUAAGUCACUAUUCAAGAUGUUAACUAUGGUAUUUUUCCUUUUAACUAAAAUGCAAUUUAAUGCAGUGUUGUCCAUCUUCCUUUUUUUUUUUUUAAAUAUAAUUUAAAUAGCCUUUAUUGGGGUGGGGGUGGGGGGGGGGUCAUCUCUUGAUAUUUGACUUCAACUUGGCAACACAUGCUUCAAACAAUGACAUGACCAUCAGUAGACUAUACUUAAUUUUGGGCGUAAUAUUUAUUUUUAAUGUGUUUGCAUUUUAGAUAUCACAAUUAUUUGUCUGGUUUUAACUUUAUUAUAAAGUUAACCUUUAAUGACUUUCCAGAUUUAUUCCAGAAAAAACAUACACAGUUACACAAAGUUAAGAUAAAAAAUAUGCAAAUUGGUUUGUCGUAAGUGCAACAAAUUGAAAUACACAUUGUACCUUUUUAUGUACAUGUAUAGUGCCAACAUAUUUUUCUUUCAACCCAUUUUGUGAUUCUUAAUAUUUUCAGUUUACUUUUACAAAAUAAUGUGUAAUCUUAACUUUCCGUCUAAAAACGUUAGUUAUUUUGUGCACAUGAAAUCAAAUAUUUUGCACAAUAUUCUUGUGCAAACCCAUUUAUUAUUAGCUUUACAUUGAUCAUUUUAUGAUUAGCUACUACUUAUUUACUAUAUACUUUAAUUUUAAUGUUUAUUUACAAGUUGAGUUUGUUUUUAACAAUUGAUUUUAUUUGUGGCAUAUAUUUUUGCUUUUCUGACCGUUCAGCAGCAGCAAAUUUGGUUGAACAUGCAAUGGAAGAAUUUUGUCUACUUAUUGCUCAAAAAUUUAUUAUGUUAGUUUUGCAUUCUUUUUGUUUUUUUAAAGUUACAAGUUGGAAAAGGUAUUGCUACAUGUAUGUAAGCAAGGAAACAGUUAUAUAUUUAUUUAGAAAACAAUAAUACUGAUAGUGCCUUAUUUCUAAUAAUAAAACAAUCUUGUUUUUAUAUAUUUAUACAUAUUUAUGUAAUACACUGCAUUUAUUUUGAGGUCUUUUUGACAUUUAUAAAUUCAAGUUUAUCUACCUAUUAAUUUUUUCCUUUCUUUUUCUUUUCCUCCCAUUUUUCUCCCAUUCCCGUAGACUUGGUAUAUUGCACUAAACAAUCUGGGGCCUAAUUCACAACGCUCUCUUGAGCUUUCUUAACCAACUUUGCAUCGUCCUUGCAUGUCUUUUUGCAUUGCACUGUGAGAUCGCAGAGUUGCAAGAGUUUACUGAAUUAUGCCUCAAAUGUGUGUGAACCUAGUUAAAGCGAACAAAACUACCUAUUCAAACCAGGUGUAAUAAUUUCCAAAAACAUUUGCAUUUAAAUAAUAUUAUUAAUAAUCAAAUAUAAAUUAGUGAAUCAUUGAAUACUAGAUGGUAUUUUAAAAAACACCACCUCAAUUUGGCCAUUUCAUGGUGCAUGUAUGUCUGGUGGGGGUGGAGGAGGAGGGGUGUGGGCAACAAAAAUAUAUUUUCAGAACUUUGGGGUGUUAAUUUAUUAAUUGUAUUUUUGUAUUUACACACUAAUGUAAAUGACAUGCUAGUUUGCUGAUGUAAGAUUCUUACUGUCCACAAUUUGUAUAAUAAUUUAAACAAUUUUAAAUUAUAAAUAAAGCUGCAUAAUAGAAUUUUUAUGCUUCAAACAAUGACAUGACCAUCAAUAGACUAUACUUAAUUAUGGGCGUAAUAUUUAUUUUUAAUGUGUUUGCAUUUUAGAUAUCAGGCUUCAAGUUUAGCCAGAUUCAGUGCUUUCCUAAAUUCCAGAUUUUGGGUUGAAAAAUAUUUAUAAUAUAUAAUUUUCACAUUUCUAGCGUAUUCCUAAAAAAUAAUAAUAUUUGUGUUUUAAAUCCCAAAAUUCAAUGUCUGAAAUAUUUUUCUAGAUAGGGGAUGGGAGAAAAAUGUUACUUAUUUUUUAAAUAUUUGAUAGGAAUAUUUUACUUUAUGAUUAAUGGAUUUUGUUUUGAUAUCGAAUUUUGACAUCUGAAAGUGAAAUAUUCCUAUUAAUAUAUUAUCUGAACAAUUCUUUUAUUCCUGCCAGGUGCAUAAUAAUAAAACCAUAAAGUAUUUGAUCACUGUAAAACGGUUUCCAUUUAAUGUAAUGUAUGCUAGUAUAGACAGGCAUGCAAAAUAUGCACAAUCAUUACAUAUAUAUAUAUAUAUAUAUAUAUAUAUAUAUAUAUAUAUAUAUAUAUAUAUAUAUAUAUAUUGUGUGUGUGUGUAUAUAUUUAUAUAUACUCAUUUUAGUGCUUACAUACGGGUGUUUGUCCUUGAUUUUAGUCUGUUGGCUUUCUUUUCUCUAUAAUUAGAUUUUAUUUAAACAAUAGUUAAUUUUUCUGUAAUUUUAAUGUUUGUUUUUUUUCUUUAAAUGUUAUUUGCACAAGUGUUGUUAAUGCUGGUGAUCCCUUAUUAUUAUCACUAAACUGCUGGCAAGAUUCCAAAAGAAAAAUCAGUAUGUGGACCAACCUGUUUUUAUCUUUAUUUACAAACGUGUUUUGCCAUUUUGUCUAAAUGAUACGGGCUAAAACUGUAAUGAGGUUAGUUUAUUUGAUAUGCUGAAUUUACAUUACAAAUCAACUGUUUGUAAACAAUGUAAAAACAGGUUGAAGCGAAGUGGAUUAUAUACCAGUAAUUGGCAUUAAACUUAAUUUUUCAUGUAUAUCGGCAUCAGACUAGGCUUUCUAACUUUCAAACAUAAUGUGUAGCAUAUCAACCUGUGUUGUGUUGCUUGUCCCACCCUUUUAUGAGAUAAUCUUCCAGUUGCCACUGGCAGCCAGAGGGGAAUUCAGUAAUGAUAUACACAAGUAUUCAUAUACAUAUAUUACUAUUUUUGGAGGAGUCAUCUGCGAUUUCUUGAAUGUUUAUGUGAAGGAAUUGUAUGCAAAGUGGAAUAAAGGUGUUCUUUCA